UCAUUCAGCGUGUAAAGCAUGAUGGGAAGGUAACAAAAUGGCGGCGUUAUCUGCACGUUGUUUAAGAUCAUUUGCUCGUGUUUCAGUGCAAAUGUCGAAAACAGCUCUGAAUGCGAACAGCGCGACACAAGUGAGAAGUUUGUCCUCUGCAGCAGGAAAAUCCAUUCUCCGAGACUGUGGAUUGCUCAAGACAAUAGCAAGGGAUAAUGUUGUUAGAAAUCUUGCCAGGAGACAUACAAGGUUAUCAGCAGCAGUCAAUCAAAUAUUGUUUACAUCGGUUGUGGAUAUGAUGUGUGAAGAUGAGGAGGGAAAUGGUGAUGAUGAUAUCACCACGUCAGAACUUGUUACUGAUGAGGAUGAAAUAUUGAAAGUUUCCCGAAUCCUUCACACUCUGUAAUAAACUCUGCUGCUGUGCUCUUUAGGGCAAUGCCAAAUAUUUUCUUGGCUUAACAAAUUGUGCCCAAGAUAUUUCACAAUGAAAAAGUUUUAUCAUCGCUCCACAAUUACCAGCAGACUUUGAUUUUAUCUAUGUUUCAAAGACAGUAAGCAAUUUUAUUUUUGGUUUUUAUAGGUUUGGUGAUAUCAAACCCACCUGUGAUGAUAGAAAACUCAGAAUCAGAUGAUGAUAGUUUGGAGGCUGUUUGUGGAGAUGAUGAUGAAACAUUUUCGUGUUGCGAAGAAGCAAUACCUGGUCUCUGAAACAUUUGUAAUGAAACAAUUGUGAAUGUGACCCUAUAAGGUUACAUAAUGGUUUUAUCUGUCUGUAAGAUUAUCUUUCUUUUUAUUAAUAAAUGUUUUGCCUUAACUAUUAUCUCUCUGUAAGAUUGUCUUACUUUUAUCAAUAAAUGGUUUGCCUUAA
Stylophora pistillata is the source of this 859-nucleotide messenger RNA. RefSeq lists its product as uncharacterized. Lineage: Eukaryota; Metazoa; Cnidaria; Anthozoa; Scleractinia; Pocilloporidae. The record is from RefSeq and is a predicted model, not a curated record.